ACAAGUUGCUCAACCCCUUGCUUUACAAAAUGAGGGGAGAAGAGGUGAAUGAGUUCCACUUCGGCUUUCUAGAGUUGUCAAAUCGUCUUGUGGAGUUAGCAGAUAACUUGUCUGAUUACGAGGAGGACGUCAAAGACAACUCAUUCAACAUAGUGUGCGUGUUUUACAAAGUUUAUGGACCAAAACUCGGUUCACAAAUGCUGGCUGAGUACAUUUCCGCUGUUAAACUACGGUUUGAAGAAAAACUAAACAAGCUAGAGCCGGAGCUGAGAGAAAAGUUCCCAAUUCGUUAUCAAGAGGAGCUUUCGAGAGGCAAAAGCAUUGCGGAAACCUGGGAAGUGCCCCCAUUUAUCGAUGAGACACCUUAUAGCGCUUUGGUAUCAAGCAAAUGAUACACUAAACCA
Selaginella moellendorffii is the source of this 404-nucleotide messenger RNA. RefSeq lists its product as uncharacterized. The transcript is spliced from 5 exons. Bases 30 to 392 code for a protein of 120 amino acids. The record is from RefSeq and is a predicted model, not a curated record. NCBI's taxonomy places the organism in Eukaryota, Viridiplantae, Streptophyta, Lycopodiopsida, Selaginellales, Selaginellaceae.